AUGAAAUACUCCACCCCUACUCUUUUGGCCAUCUUGGCCUCAGCUUCCUUCGCUUCUGCCGCCCCAACCUCCAUUGACAACACCGAAUUCACCCACUCUUUGGUCAAGAAGGAGGAUGUCGGUCAGGCUUUGCUGAUUUUGGAUGAAAUCGCCUCCUUGAACCACAAGCGUUCCUUGUCUGAGGACGACGGCGAGAUCCACGAGCUCUCCAAGAGAGCCGACAACUUGCUUGGCGACUUGCUUUCUGCUCUUUCCAACUCGGGCAUCAUUGGCGAUGUGUGGCAAAUUCUCACCAAGGACGAUCAGCUCAAGAGUGUCUUGGGUGACUUGAUCAAAUCCGCCGUCAGAGGCGCCAUUGCCCAUGGCCCCGCUUUGAUCAAGGCCGUGUGGCAGUCUGGUUUGCUCCAGACGAUCUUCUCGGACAUCUGGAACAGCGAGGAGUUGAGAUCUGCCUUGUUCAACGUGGCCAAGGCCGUCUUCUCUUCUGGCUUGAACCUUUUGAAAACUUUCCUUGCCAACAGAGACAACAGCAACAACGACAAGAGAGAGGCGCUCCCAGAGGUGCACAACUUCAACCCUGACGUGUACUACGACAAGCGUGACCUUGUUUCCGUUGCCCAGACCGUCGUCGACGCCAUCAGACAGACUGGCAUUGUCCAGAACUUGGUGAAGAAGGCUCUUGCCGACCCUCAGGCUUCCAUCUCCUUCUUGACGUCUGCCUUGAAGAACGGUGUCGUUGUCGCCAAAGACAUCUUCAACUGGUCCAAGGACAACGGUAUCUUGCAGGCUGGUCUUAACUUCAUUUCUGAGCACGGCCCAUCCUUUGCCAAGGACAUUGCCAACUUCUUGGGUAAGAAGAUCCAGAACGGCGAGGCCUCCGUGUCUGACAUUGACAAUGCUUCUGGCAAAUCCGGUACCGAGACGGCUUCUGCCAAUGCUAAGAGAUCUGUGCCCACCACCAUGGUGCAGAGAAGACUCUACUAG
Molecule: messenger RNA, 984 nt
Organism: Candidozyma duobushaemuli
Lineage: Eukaryota; Fungi; Ascomycota; Pichiomycetes; Serinales; Metschnikowiaceae
Gene: OP4
Product: Op4p
Exons: 1
Coding region: 1-984 (327 amino acids)
Source: RefSeq, a predicted model, not a curated record